GAACAAUGGAGUCGGCUUCGAGUGAAUUAUUGAUCUGUGCCCACCCCGCCCAUCGUGGUGUGAGCUCCGUUGACGUCACGUCUACUGGCAAGCAAGUUAGUAAAAAAUAUAUCUGCGCAUGUUAGUUGGUUAACCUAGUGGCCUUUUUUCUUUCUUGUCCUCCCGGAGCGGUUGACCUUGCCGUAAUAUGUCGCUUAGCGAGUCUUUCGGGUGCUUUCCGUCGUCCUGGUUCGGGUUCGUGCAGCACUCGCUCGCUCUGCUGUGCCUGGUCGGCGUCGUCUACAAAGUCGUCGUGCUCCUGAUUCAGAGGAGGGAUGCCUUGCGAAACUUUAAGGCGUUCACGGGACCGCCCGGGCACUGGUUCUUUGGGCAUGUCCUGCAGUUUAAACAAGAUGGGACUGACUUGGACCAGAUGGUCAAAUGGGGGGAGGAACACCCCUAUGCCUUCCCUCUGUGGUUUGGUCCCUGUGUCUGUUACAUGAACAUCCACCAUCCAGAUUAUGUGAAAAGCAUCCUGACAUCAACAGAGCCAAAAGAUGAUUAUGCUUACAAAUUCAUCAAGACCUGGAUUGGUGACGGCCUGCUGGUUUCUCACGGUCAGAAAUGGUUCCGCCACAGAAGGCUCCUGACGCCGGGUUUCCAUUACGACGUGCUGAAAUCGCACCUAAAAUUAAUGUCGGCGUCAGCUAAAACCAUGUUGGACAAAUGGGAGCGUUACUCCAGCAGCGGCGAGUCCUUCGAGCUGUUUGAACACGUCAGCCUGAUGACACUGGACACCAUCAUGAAGUGCGCGUUCAGUCGCAACAGCAACUGUCAGACCGAGAGUGGAACCAACGAGUACAUUAAAUCGGUGUACCAGCUCACCGAUUUGAUCAACCUUCGCUUCCGGACCUUUCCUUACCACAACGACCUCAUUUUCUACCUGAGUCCACACGGCUUCAGGCACAGGAGAGCCUGCAAGGUGGCUCACAGUCAUACGGAGGAAGUGAUAAGGAAGAGAAAAGAAGCCCUGAAGGAAGAGAAGGAGCCGGAGCGUAUCCAGACCAAAAGGACUUUGGACUUUCUGGACAUUCUGCUCUUGGCAAGAGAUGAGAAUGAGCAGGGGCUUUCAGAUGAAGACAUCCGAGCCGAGGUGGACACCUUCAUGUUUGAAGGCCACGACACCACCGCCAGUGGCAUUUCCUUCAUCCUCCACACCCUUGCCUGCCACCCAGAACACCAGAACAAGUGCCGGGAGGAAAUCGCCCAAGUCCUGAAUGGCAAAGACACCUUGGAGUGGGAGGAUCUGAGUAAAUUGCCCUACACCACCAUGUGCAUCAAAGAAUCGCUGCGGCUGUUCCCGCCCGUGCCGGGAAUGGCCCGAAAACUCACCAAACCCAUCACUUUUUUGGAUGGAAGGACUAUGCCGGCAGGUUCUCUCGUCGGGACGAGUGUGUAUGCGCUCCACAGGAACGCCACAGUCUGGGAAAACCCAAAUGUGUUUGACCCACUUCGCUUCCUGCCGGAGAACUCUUGCGAAAGGUCACCGCAUGCUUUUGUGCCCUUCUCUGCUGGCCCCAGGAACUGCAUCGGUCAGAACUUUGCCAUGAACGAGCUGAAAGUGGUGGUAGCUUUGACUCUGAGGAGGUACCAGCUGAUGGAGGACCCCACGAGGAAGCCCAAGAUCAUUCCUCGAGUGGUGCUUCGCUCGCUCAACGGCAUCCACAUAAGGAUCAAAACUCUGGACACCUGAGUCAGUGAUAUUUUAGUCCCUCUUAUAACCACUAUGGCUGCAGAAUAGUACCCAGACCGUCCUCUUACCCUGAACCCCCCACUCCUGCACUAUGCCACUCUUUGCACAUUUCGUUCGUUUUUGAUUAACACGACUGUCUUGUUUUUGGUUGGGAUUGUGCAUGUUUUUGUUCAUAAGUGCUGUCAAUGCAUUUCUUAUUUUUUUUUUUCCAGGAAUAACAAAAGUAGUGUGUGGCCGCCAUUUUGCAGCCAGUAAGACAAAUACGAUUCUGAAUAAUAAUGUAGGACAUUUGUUUGUCAUAAGAAUAAGAAAA
Hippocampus comes (tiger tail seahorse) is the source of this 2045-nucleotide messenger RNA. It is a transcript of the gene cyp4t8, whose product is annotated as cytochrome P450, family 4, subfamily T, polypeptide 8. NCBI's taxonomy places the organism in Eukaryota, Metazoa, Chordata, Actinopteri, Syngnathiformes, Syngnathidae. Bases 188 to 1732 code for a protein of 514 amino acids. The transcript is spliced from 12 exons. The record is from RefSeq and is a predicted model, not a curated record. Gene Ontology annotation, molecular function: oxidoreductase activity, acting on paired donors, with incorporation or reduction of molecular oxygen; monooxygenase activity; iron ion binding.